AUGGCCUCUCAAGAAGCUCAAAUGCCGUUUAUUCGCAACCUCGCUUCAAGCGAUCGCAAACUCCGAACAGCUUCCCUAGAGACCCUCACAACAUUCCUCUCCUCCCGAUCAUCUCUUUCCGACAUCGACGCCCAGAAGCUCUGGAAAGGUCUCUUCUAUGCCCUCUGGAUGACCGACCGUCCUCUCCCCCAGCAGCGUCUCGCAACCGACCUCGCCAACCUCCUCUUCACCCUGAAGCCCGUCUGCGCCAUCCCCUGGCUGCGCGCCUUCUGGACCGUCCUCGGCCUUCAGUGGACCGGCAUCGACGUCCUCCGUCUUGAAAAGUUUCUUCUUCUCGUCCGUCGCGUUUUCGCCUCGCACGUGUGUUUCCUGAGGGAGCGCGAAUGGAAGGAUGGCGACGUCGAGGCCAUUGUAGGCGUCCUGGCCGAGUUCCCUUUCGACAAGGAGGGCGAUAUGCGAAAGAACCCCGUGGGCAUUAGACUGCAUGCGCUGGAUAUCUGGGUUGAUGAGUUGGAGCGCGAGAAGGCGCUGGAGCAGCCUGAGGCUGAGGCCUUUGUCAAGAGCUUGGGAGAUGUCGUGAUUGCGUUGAAGAGGUGUCCUGUCAAGCCCGUGAGGGCGCGCGCAGGUGAUAGCUACGAGGACGAGAGAUUGCCAUGGGUCCAAGCUGCCGGCGGUGGUGAAGAGGAGGAUGACGAUGAGUGGGGUGGUAUUGAGGAUUGA
Molecule: messenger RNA, 720 nt
Organism: Fusarium pseudograminearum CS3096
Lineage: Eukaryota; Fungi; Ascomycota; Sordariomycetes; Hypocreales; Nectriaceae
Exons: 2
Coding region: 1-720 (239 amino acids)
Biological process (GO): rRNA processing
Cellular component (GO): preribosome, small subunit precursor; preribosome, large subunit precursor; nucleus
Source: RefSeq, a predicted model, not a curated record